Molecule: messenger RNA, 1518 nt
Organism: Peronospora farinosa
Lineage: Eukaryota; Oomycota; Peronosporomycetes; Peronosporales; Peronosporaceae
Source: the annotation of a GenBank genome assembly
AUGUCUACAUCUCGUAUUAAGAAGCAAAAACUCUCGAGUUUCUUCAUGGCACAGAAUCUCAUUGAUGGUGUAUUUGUACCACCAAAAGAGAACAAGUACAUUGAUGUGAUUUGUCCAUCAACUGGUCAAGUCAUUGGUCAAUGUGGAUUAUCCAAUGACGACGACGUGAAACUGGCAGUAGCGAAAGGUCAAGAAGCUUUUCUUCCAUGGCGACAGACAACUGUCAAGACUCGUGCAGCUAUUAUGCUCAAAUUCCAUGCACUUAUGAUACAACACCAAGAUGAGCUGGCGGAUCUUGUUGUCCAGGAGAAUGGGAAAAACCGGACCGAGGCCCUUGCGAGUGUUUUAAAAGGCACUGAGACAGUGGAAUACGCAUGCAGUCUGCCUCAAUUAAUACAGGGACGAAUUUUACAAGUUUCACGUGGAAUUACAUGCCAAGAAGUUCGUGAUCCACUAGGAGUUGUGGCCUGUAUUGUACCGUUUAAUUUUCCUAUUAUGGUGCCCAUGUGGACAAUUCCUAUUGCUUUAACAAUGGGAAAUUGUGUCAUUUUAAAACCAUCCGAGAAGGUACCAUUGACUAUGGCACGUGUAGCAGAGCUUUUGGUGGAAGCAGGAGUUCCAAAGGGAGUUUUUCAGGUUGUCAAUGGCACGAAGGAUCCAGUGACUAGUUUGUGUGAUCAUCCUGGUGUUGCUGCUGUUACAUUUGUUGGCUCAAGUCAUGUGGCACAACUCGUUGCUCGUCGUUGCCGGGCGCUUGAUAAGCGUGUGCUUGCACUUGGGGGAGCCAAAAACCAUCUCGUCGCUCUUCCAGAUGCGGACAUUGACGUCGCUUCCAAGGACAUUGUUGCAUCGUAUGCAGGCUGCACUGGGCAGCGAUGCAUGGCAGCAUCAGUUUUGUUGCUCGUGGGAGAUUGCUCGGCACUACUUGACAAAAUCGUCGAAAAGUCGAAGGAGUUAACUCGCGGGACUGAAGCUGGUCAGAUUGGCGCUCUCAUUGAUGAGACGUCGAAGACACGUGUGCUGAAGUACAUUAACGAAGCAGAGGCUGCUGGUACAAAAAUACUGGUGGAUGGUCGACCGUGGUCGAGAGAGUCCAAGGGAUUUUGGGUGGGACCUACCGUGCUGCUUCAUACGAACCCGAAGGACGCCGCAAUGACAGACGAGAUCUUUGGUCCAGUACUUUCGGUAUAUCAUGUGAACUCGUUUGACGACGCGCUUCAGAUCGAGAACAGCAAUGCUUAUGGGAAUGCAGCAGCUAUCUACACGUCAAAUGGAGCUUACGCUGAGUAUUUCCAGUCGCGUUUCCGUGCUGGUAUGAUUGGAGUCAACAUCGGGAUUCCCGUGCCGCGCGAGCCCUUCAGUUUUGGUGGCAUGUACGGCACGAAGAGCAAGUACGGUGACAUGGACAUUACGGGUGACGGGUGCAUAGAGUUUUUCUCUACGCGACGUAAGAUCACUUUCAAGUGGAGCACGGUCAUUAACCCAGGUGAUGUGGCUAACUUUAGCGGUCAGCUAUAG